Messenger RNA from Acipenser ruthenus (sterlet), 1601 nucleotides. RefSeq names its product zinc finger protein 583-like. The transcript has 3 exons. Lineage: Eukaryota; Metazoa; Chordata; Actinopteri; Acipenseriformes; Acipenseridae. The coding region runs from base 387 to 1301 and encodes 304 amino acids. The record is from RefSeq and is a predicted model, not a curated record. Gene Ontology annotation, biological process: regulation of transcription by RNA polymerase II. Gene Ontology annotation, molecular function: DNA-binding transcription factor activity; RNA polymerase II cis-regulatory region sequence-specific DNA binding.
GCUAUACCAACUCCGGCAUAGGGAAAGGGGGAUGGGGGAGUACUGAAUUUAAAUAGUAUUACUGGAAAGACUAUAUGCGCUACAAACAGCUUACUUCUGACGUUAAAUUUGAAAAUAUUGUAAUUUAAUUAAAUGAUCCCCAUUAUCACAAUUCCCUUUGCGGUCCAUUUUAGACGAAUUGCCAAAACAAUCGCAGCCCCUCCUCCGUUCUGUGGAAGGCAGACCCGUUCAGACACUGAGGGAGAUUUGGAGUGGCUGCUAACGGCUCUCAUCUGAAGAGGAGAAAGGACACAUUUACUGACAAGUCGGUCAGAGGGAGUGACUAGACCGCUGGAGCCGUGCUGUAGAUCCCACUGACAAUACCUGAAGAAGGCCAAGGAAUAAAGAUGGAAUCUGUUUACAUUAAACAGGAGGAGGUUCAGGAAUUGGUACCUGUCUGCAUUAAACAGGAGAUGCCUGAACUGGAGCCUGUUCACAUUAAAGAAGAGGAGACUGAACUGGAGCCUGUUCACAUUAAAGAAGAGGAGACUGAACUGGAUCCUGUCCACAUUCAAGAGACUGAAUUGGAUCCUGUCCACAUUAAAGAAGAAGAGACUGAACUGGAGUCUGUCCACAUUAAAGAAGAGACUGAACUGGAUCCUGUCCACAUUCAAGAGACUGAAUUGGAUCCUGUCCACAUUAAAGAAGAAGAGACUGAACUGGAGUCUGUCCACAUUAAAGAAGAAGAGACUGAACUGGAUCCUGUCCACAUUAAAGAAGAAACUGAACUGGAGCCUGUCCACAUUAAAGAGGAGUCUAUUGACUUGUUGUUUAAGGAUUCAGAAAACAUAUCCCGGCCAAAGAUAUCACAUCAAUGUACUGAAUGUGGAAAGAGCUUCAGUAAGUUAGGAAACCUAGAAAGACACCAGAGAAUUCACAGUGGAGAGAAGCCAUAUCACUGUACUGAAUGUAGGAAGAGCUUCAGUCGGUUAGGAGAUCUAAAAAUACACCAGAGAAUUCACAGUGGAGAGAAGCCAUAUCACUGUACUCAAUGUGGGAAGAGCUUCAGUCAGUUUGGAAGCCUAAAAAGACACCAGCGAAUUCACACUGGAGAGAAGCCAUAUCACUGUAAUGAAUGUGGAAAGGGUCUUGGUCGGUUAUUAAGCUUAAAAAUACACCAGCGAAUUCACACUGGAGUCAGCCUCCCUCCCUCCCAGUCCCUUACCUCUACACCCUGCUUGUUUGUGUGUGUGGGGAGCUGUCUGAUUCCUUGUCUCUCUCUCUCUCACCCUGCUGUAAAUGAAGGGGUUCCCCAGGAGUGAGAGCCAGUCAGAAUCCAGAGACACUGAGAAGGGAAGUGUGUCAAACUGAAGGAGACAGACCCAUUCUUUCAGAAUGAACUGGAGAGCCCUGGGAUUCAGCGCCACUCCUGCCCCUGAAUUGGAAAUUAAUCUCACUCAUCAUGCUGUGAGGAUUUAGGACAGAGUUACAGGGUCAUUCUGCUUAGAAGGGACACAUUGGAAAUAAAUGCCAAGAUUUUUUUCUACACACUUAUAAGUGUGAUAUGAACCCAACACAUUAAACAAAGCUGCCAAUAAAAUAUGAUAUUUUUUUAAAUGUAA